Messenger RNA from Alnus glutinosa, 3816 nucleotides. RefSeq names its product protein FAR1-RELATED SEQUENCE 5-like. The transcript has 6 exons. NCBI's taxonomy places the organism in Eukaryota, Viridiplantae, Streptophyta, Magnoliopsida, Fagales, Betulaceae. Gene Ontology annotation, biological process: regulation of DNA-templated transcription. Bases 1587 to 3164 code for a protein of 525 amino acids. Gene Ontology annotation, molecular function: zinc ion binding. The record is from RefSeq and is a predicted model, not a curated record.
UUAAACGCAACACGUGAUUUUAAGUCAACAAAAGCUGCAAAACACAACUUUAAAAGACUAAAAGUUUAAAAUAGACACCCAAUGAAACACUGUACACGCAACACGCGUUUUAAGCGUUUUGGACUCAGGCUAGAGUUAUUUAAACAGGGUGUUUUGUCACAAAUAAUUAACUCAGUAUUGUGCACAGUGUUCUCUUCUUCUUCUUCUUAGUUUAGAAAGGACCUUUAACCUAAAAAUGGAGUUUGUCUAUACGGAGGACGAGGGUUAGACCCUCGUCCGACCCUCGUCCUACAUGGCACCAUUUUUUUUUUUUUUAUUCUUUGAUUAAAAAAAUAAAAAAAAUUAAAAAACAAUGAAAACGCGGGACAAGAGACUUACAGACAAAGAUGGGGUCCAAAAUUUCCCCCCAUUUCUCACCCUCUCCGACCACCGACCGAGCGCCUCCCACCUAGACGACCACCAUCCCUCUCCCAGCUCAGGGCCUCCCACCUAGACGACCGGCCCACCGACCGAAACCAUCCCUCUCCCAGCUCUCUCUCUCUCUCUCUCGGACCCAGCAGAACGGACCGAGCGCCUCCCACCUAGACGACCGGCCCACCGACCGACACCAUCCCUCUCCCAGCUCUCUCUGUCUCUCUCUCGGAUCCAGCAGACCGACGGCCCACGAGCACUGCGGAUCUCCGUCCAGGUCCGACGAGAAGCUGCGCCAGAGCCGACGACGAGCACCGCCGAUCUCCGGUUAGUCUCCCUCUCUCCGCAGAUCUCUGACGAGGAGCGCCAGAGCCGGGCUUUUUCUGGAUAGCAGAUCAUUCAAUCCCCUCCCUGUGCGACGCCUCCUUCUCUCCCAGUGUGAACAAAAUCUCAGAUGGAAUAGAAACUGUAGCUGAUGAACAGUUGAAAGAUGGUGUGGACAAUUGCAGUUCCAAACUGAAGCUCAUAGAUGAAGAUGGAAUAGAAACAGUAGCUGAUGAACAGUUGAAAGAUGGUGUGGAAAAUUGCAGUUCCAAGUUGAAGCUCAUAGAUAAAGUUAAAAAUGUUGAGCAACCUAAGGAAGGGAUGCUAUUUGGCUCCAUAGAGGAACUUCAUGAGUAUUAUAGGAGUUAUGCAAAGCAAGAAGGUUUUGGUGUGGUACAGAAGAAGAAGAAAAAGAAUAAAGAUAAAAAUGUACAUUACAUAAGUCUAGGAUGUGCUCGUCAAGGCAAAAGACAAUCCAGCUCAAGUAAUAGCUUUUGCAAGCCUUCUCAAACAAUUAGAACAGGGUGUAAGGCUACUUUGAAUGCAAAGUUAGUUGACACAAAGUGGUAUGUGACUUGUGUAACUAUUGCCCAUAAUCAUGCUUUAAGCCCUGGAAAAGCAAGAUAUUUUAGAAGCCACAAGAUUUUGGAUCCUUGUACGAAGCGAAAGCUUGAGAUUAAUGAUAAAGCUGGGAUACGCAUGAACAAGAUCAAUAACUCGCUAACCGUUGAAGCGGGGGGUAUGAGAAUCUUACUUUUGGAGAGAAAGAUUGUCGCAAUUAUAUUGCAAAGGCAAGACAUCUACGCCUUGGCACAGGAGGUGCUGCAGCAUUGUAUGACUACUUUUGUAGAAUGCGGAAAGCUAAUGAUGAUUUCUACUUUGAUAUUAACAUGGAUGAUGAAUGUAGGAUGAAAAAUGUGUUUUGGGCUGAUGCACGAAGUAGGGCAUCGUAUGAAGUUUUCGGGGAUGUGGUUACAUUUGAUACAACAUACUUGACGAAUAAGUACGAAAUGUCAUUUGCUCCUUUUGUUGGAGUAAAUCAUCAUGGUCAAUCAAUACUUUUUGGGGCGGCAUUAAUCUCAAGUGAGGACACAACGACAUUUGUAUGGUUGUUUGAGGCAUGGUUGAAAUGCAUGAAGGGCCGAGCGCCAAUGGCAAUUAUUACAGAUCAAGAUAGGGCUAUGAAAAAUGCAAUUAAUAAGGUCUUCCCGAAUGCCCGACAUAGAUUUUGUUUAUGGCACAUAUUGAAAAAACUUUCAGAGAAAUUUCGAUCACAUUCACAAUACAAUGCCAUUAAGAGUGCCAUACGAAGUUGUGUGUAUGAUUCUCAGACAUGUGAUGAGUUUAAUGCAAGCUGGCAGAAUUUACUUAAGAGUUAUAAUUUGGAGGAUAAUGCAUGGCUGCGUGAUUUAUACAAGGAACGAACUUUCUGGGUACAGGCAUAUUUGAAAAGUGUAUUUUGGACCAGCAUGACUACCACACAAAGGAGUGAAAGUAUAAAUUCAUUUUUUGAUGGUUAUGUGCACUCGUCAACCUCUUUGAAGGAAUUUGCGGAUCAAUACGAUAACACUUUGCGAAAGAGGGUUGAGAGUGAGAAUGUUGCUGAUUUCAAUUCUUUUAAUUCCACGAUUCAGUGUGUGAGCAGAUUUUCCUUUGAGAAGCAAUUUCAAGAACUUUACACGCAUAACAAGUUUAAAGAAGUUCAGGAGGAGAUAAGGGAGUUGAUGUAUUGUGAUUGCUCUCUUCUAAAAAGUGAAUGUGGAAUUUGUGCAUAUCAAGUGAUUGAACGGGUACAAAUUAAUAGCUCCUACAUGAAGAAAUUAUGCUUUACCGUUUACUAUAGUGAACCUUCAUGUGAAGUGAAUUGCAGUUGUUGUUUGUUUGAAUCAAUAGGAAUUUUGUGCAGACAUGUCAUAUCUGUACUUAGCAAACUUGAUGAUGUUUUGUUGUUGCCAGAAAAAUAUUUUUUAAAACGAUGGAGAAAGGAUUUGAAGCAGCCAUAUAAGUUAAUCAAAAGUAGUUAUGAUCCUUUGAGUGGCAACCCUAGUGCAGAUCGAUAUGUUGAAUUGUGCAAAUAUAUGUGUGUGUUAGCUGCAGUCGCAGCACCAAACGUGGACCAUUACACGGAAUUGAAGAAUGAUAUUGAUGUGCUAACUAAGAAAUUUAGUGAUCUAAGUUGUGUACCAAGUCCACCUUUCCAAUUACUCCCAAGUGCAUCUACAACCGGUAGUUUGGCCAUUGAUUGUACGGCGGUGGAGAUUCAUAGUCCUCACGUGGCUCGAAUUAAAGGGAAGCUAGUAUCAAAUAGGACGAUGUCUGCAGUUGAAAAAACGGUUGUCAAAAAGGCAGGAGGAAACAAGAAGAAACAGAGUGACACAAAUCCCAAUCAACAGGUGAAAAAAAAAAAAAGAUAUGUCAAAGAUCGUUAGUAGAUGAACUGGACACAUGUGAAGAUCUGUUAGCUUGUGUAACUGAUUUACAACAAGACCAAGUAAUUGGAACUCAAAAUAGUAUAGUUACACAGAGCUUCAUGAAUUCACAGUCAAUAUGUUCAAUUGAAAGAGAGGUAGAUGCAAAAAAAGAGGAACAACAGGAAAAUGAAAAAUAAUCCAGCCGAGGGUCUUAAUCUUUUGGUGGAAGCAAUGGAGCAAGCGUUAUGGAAUGGCUAGGGAUGAAGGAAUUUGUGGACAUAACCUAGUGUUGUUUGUAAUAUGUUCUAGUAAUAUGUAAUUUAGUGACAAGUGUUGUGAAUAGUUUCAGACUUUUAGAGUAUAUUGUCAUUUUCUAUGUGAGAUUUUUGUUUUAGAGCAAGAUUGAGAUGAUACAUCCAUGUUCAGAUGGAGUGAGUGCUCAUUGUUUUUGGGUCUCAAUAUUCUUACAGAUUGAUAGUUGUAGGUGAAUUACCAAUCAUCCGGUUGGCUUCAAUGGCUUGUGUCUUUCCAACUUGGUUAGGAUCGACCAUUUUUCUUUUUUCUUUUGAAUGUGGAAGAACAGGAUGAUGUGAAGAAGAUGGAAUUGUACUUCAUUGGAAUCAGUCUAUGGAAUUUUAGAUGAACAAAGGCUUUCCUGCUAGCUGCUAUA